Molecule: messenger RNA, 1481 nt
Organism: Cololabis saira (Pacific saury)
Lineage: Eukaryota; Metazoa; Chordata; Actinopteri; Beloniformes; Belonidae
Gene: foxi1
Product: forkhead box i1
Exons: 2
Coding region: 34-1185 (383 amino acids)
Biological process (GO): cell differentiation; regulation of transcription by RNA polymerase II; anatomical structure morphogenesis
Molecular function (GO): DNA-binding transcription factor activity, RNA polymerase II-specific; RNA polymerase II cis-regulatory region sequence-specific DNA binding
Source: RefSeq, a predicted model, not a curated record
UUUUUGUGGUGCUCUUGUCCUGGGUGGAUUAAUAUGAACGCUUUCGGACACCAAGCACCGAGCCAGCAGCAGAGCAGCCCCGUGCACCAGCACCACAGCGCGCAGGAGCUCCUGGACAUGGCCGUGUACUGCGACAACUACGGGGUUUACCAGCAGAACGUGCACCACCACCACCACCACCACCCGCAGAGGCCGCCGGCUCACCCCUCCGGCUACAGCCUCGGGGACUACACCUCCUCCUCCAACCCUUACCUGUGGCUGAACGGAGCCGCCGCCAUCAACUCCUCUCCGUACCUGCCGGGGAGCGGCGGCACCGCCGCGUCCUACAUCCAGUCCGGAUACGGCUCCAACCAGAGGCAGUUCCUGGCGCCCCCGGCGGGCUUCGGGGGGGCAGACCUGUCCUGGCUGUCCCUGUCCAGCCAGCAGGAGCUCUUCAAGAUGGUCAGGCCGCCCUACUCCUACUCCGCGCUCAUCGCCAUGGCCAUCCAAAACGCGCAGGACAAGAAGCUGACUCUCAGUCAGAUCUACCAGUACGUGGCGGACAACUUUCCUUUCUACAAGAAGAGCAAAGCUGGAUGGCAGAACUCAAUUCGUCACAACUUGUCGCUGAACGACUGCUUCAAGAAAGUGGCCCGUGAUGAGGAUGACCCCGGGAAGGGGAAUUACUGGACGCUGGACCCCAACUGCGAGAAGAUGUUCGACAACGGUAACUUCAGGAGGAAGAGGAAGAGGCGGUCGGAGCCGAGCCCGGCCGCCGUCAAGUGUGAGGACGGCGGGCAGCAGAAGCUGGCCGACCCCGCCGGCCUGCUCAGCUCCUCCCCGCCCAGCCUGCACGGAUCCCCGGCCUCCACCGAGCCCAAGUCCUCGCCGUCCCCGUCCGCAGACCACAGCCCGUGUUUCAGCAGCUUCGUGUCCAGCAUGACCUUGGCUGGAGGAGGAGGAGGUGGAGGAGGCGGAGGAGGAGGAGGAGGAGGUGCAGGGGAGCGGGACUACGGCUCCGGACAUCUCGGGGGCUCGUCGCAGAGCAGAGAGGGCAUGUCGGGACUGGGCUCCUACUCGCCCACUUUAAUCUCUCCCCUGAACUCUGACAACAACAGGAUGAACUAUUACACAUCCGUGCAGAGCCUCUCCAACCACUUCAGUGUGAAUAACCUCAUAUACAGCCGCGAGGGAACGGAGGUGUAGACUGUCUGUUUGUGGUUUUUCACAUUUAAUACGUCGGUAAUGAUGAAAAUAAUAAUUAUAACUCUGAGGUACCCAAAUUGAGAUGCCAUUGCUGCAGCUGUUGUGUGCCUUUUAAACUCAAGAAAAGCCUCAAGACAACACAGACAAUCAAAGAGGCUCAAAUGAAGCACCUGAUGAGUGCAAAAUGUUACUUAUUUUUUUAUACUUCUUGUUAUGGCUGCUUAAUUGGAGUGAUUUUGUCCAAAAAUGAAGACGUGUACAGAAAUUAUUUUCAUAAAAAGAACCAUGAAAUGUAU